AUGUGUUUUGAUAUCAUUUCAGAUAACGAGGAUGAAGUGGAGAAAGUCUGUAAUUUUCAGGAUAUUGACCAACACCUGAAUCUGUCCUAUGACAAAUCUAAGUACACUAUGAGCCGGCCCAUUAUAAACAACAAUAAUCAUACAUUAGUGUUUCUUACAGUAAAACUCUAUGCCAUCUUGGAUAUGAGAGAAAUUGACCAGACCUUAAUUACUUACAUUUGGGUUGAUUUGAAUUGGCACAAUGAGUUCAUUGAAUGGAAUCCAGAUGAUUUCUGUGGAAUUACAUAUAUAACAAUUCCUACUUCAUUACUGUGGAUGCCAGAUAUAACUAUUGAAGAGAUGACAGAAAAAGAUAAAGCCUCUCCGAGUCCAUAUCUCAGCAUUGGCUCAAAUGGCUGGGUUCGGUUCAGGAAUGACCAGGUGGUGCUAAGCACCUGCAAGAUGCAUGUUUACAAAUUUCCUUUCGACACCCAGAGCUGCAACCUCUCCUUCAGGUCUAUCAUGCACGAUGAUCAUGACAUUCGGCUGCAGCCAAGUGACAACUCUACAGAAGCGACAGAGUGGUCUCCUGAUUUGAUGCGGAAACAAUAUGAGUGGCUGUUCAUAAACAUGACAGUCACUGCCAACAAUGCCAGUGAUUUAGUUGGCCAAGACAUCAUUAUUUACACUAAUACCAUGAAGAGGAGGUCUGUCCUCUACAUUGCCAAUUUCAUCCUGCCAGUGCUCUUCUUCUUGCUUCUGGACUUAUCCUCCUUCCUGAUCUCAGACACUGGGGGUGAGAAACUCGGCUUCAAGGUCACUAUCUUGCUUGCUGUCACAGUGAUGCAGCUUCUUCUCAAUGAGAUUCUGCCAAGCUCUUCAGACAGUAUUCCACUUAUAGCUGUCUACUGCAUUGGAAUUUUUGCUCUGAUGCUGCUCAGCCUCCUGGAGGCAAUUUUGGUUAAGCAUCUGAUUGAAAAGGAUUCUGCAGUUGAAGAUGAGACAGAUGGAGACCGAAGCCUGGGGGAGAACUCUGGGAACAACCAGGGCAGCCACAACUUCUACAGCUGUUUUAGAGAGAUUAAGAGACGCAGUCACCAUGCCUCUGUUGAUGAGGUAUCCUCUCAUGAAACACCAUCUGUGUCUCUGUCCCGAAAGGGCAGCAGCAGUAAACUGACAGAGGUGUCCUUUGCUCUGGAAAAAGUGUCAGAUGAGCUGCAGGAGACAAGGAAAACGGUGACUUUGCUCAGCAGCAACAGGAAGUCUGGCUACUGGACCAGAAUGGCUAAAAAAAUCAACAAGGUUUUCAUAAUUUUUUAUUUGACUGCAGUCACUGUGUUCUUAGCAAUUAUGGUUUCAUUGUGGAACAGUGCUGAGGAUAAGUAGGGCUAAAGUUAAAAAACCUAAAAAAACAAAAGCAAAAAAGAAAACACACGAACUUAUUUCUUACUCUGUGUUAUAUAUUUGCAGUUAAUUUCUAUUUGUCCAAAACAAAAACAUUUUAGAAACCAGAAAAAAAUUCUGAAAUUGAACUCUAGAGUGUUAGUAGUGUUGUGAUCAGUGUCAGGUCAUAAUCAAAAAAGUAAUGUAUUACACAUAUUACCCAGAACACUUUUCUUAAAAGUAAUG
This is a messenger RNA of Oreochromis niloticus (Nile tilapia), 1608 nucleotides long. Its product is annotated as 5-hydroxytryptamine receptor 3A-like. Gene Ontology annotation, biological process: monoatomic ion transmembrane transport. The record is from RefSeq and is a predicted model, not a curated record. Bases 1 to 1365 code for a protein of 454 amino acids. NCBI's taxonomy places the organism in Eukaryota, Metazoa, Chordata, Actinopteri, Cichliformes, Cichlidae. Gene Ontology annotation, molecular function: extracellular ligand-gated monoatomic ion channel activity; transmembrane signaling receptor activity. The transcript is spliced from 9 exons. Gene Ontology annotation, cellular component: membrane.